Nicotiana tabacum (common tobacco) is the source of this 669-nucleotide messenger RNA. NCBI's taxonomy places the organism in Eukaryota, Viridiplantae, Streptophyta, Magnoliopsida, Solanales, Solanaceae. The record is from RefSeq and is a predicted model, not a curated record.
AUGGAAGGAGAUCGUGUGUUCAAGUUUGAUGUUUGGCGUAAUUUUAUGGUGUAUUGGAAAGGAGAUUUACAGUAUAAGAAAACAAUCAAAAGUUUUUUGUCAAACAGGCAGUGGAAGAAGUUGAGGGAUAGUAUUUUUGGCAACUUCUUCCGAUUACAAAGUGUGAAGUUCUGUGGUAAACUUAUUCACUGUAUAUUGCUUUUAGAAAUUAUAAAUAAUGACCCUGAUUCGAUGACAUUCAAGGUUUUUGACCGUGAAAUUAAGUUUACACGUGACGCCUUCCAUAUAAUUACUGGUUUGAAGUGUUAUUCUUCAUCGGACAUCAAAGGUUUAUAUGAAAAAGAGAAUAGACUUUUGAAAGUCUAUUUCCCCGGAAAGGAUAGAGUUGAGUUGGGUGAUUUGUUUAAUUUUAUUACUAGUCACCCACAUGGUACAGCUGCAACAUUUGUAGGUAGCGAUGAUGAUGCUGUGAAGUUGGAAACAAUUUAUUUUGUUGAAUCUGUUUUGAUGGGCAAGCGGAAGAAUAGGAAUGUGUCCGAGCAGAUAAUGAAAAUUGUAGACGAUGAUGAACUCUGCUCUUCUUUCAACUGGGGCUCUCUUUCUUAUGAAACAUUAUUAAAAUCAUUGAAGAGUUGUUUGAAGCCGAAUGAGAAUGAGAUUGAGAAAUAG